Molecule: messenger RNA, 2131 nt
Organism: Nylanderia fulva
Lineage: Eukaryota; Metazoa; Arthropoda; Insecta; Hymenoptera; Formicidae
Product: enoyl-[acyl-carrier-protein] reductase, mitochondrial
Biological process (GO): fatty acid metabolic process
Cellular component (GO): mitochondrion
Molecular function (GO): oxidoreductase activity
Source: RefSeq, a predicted model, not a curated record
GCAUUUAGGAUCCCCUUAAUCUGUGCUUUAACUUAUUGCACUAGUGUGCACUAGUUCAUCAGUACAGCAAUAAAGAACAAACCCCAUGACACAGCAACUUCAUGACAGCCGAUUACAACUGUUCUAACGAAAUUAAUAUUCAUUUAUGUAAAUUCUCAAGAAAUGUUUACUUAUUGAAGGUAUAAGUUUUCGCAAAAUAUUAACGAUCGCCAGAGUGAUUUGAAAUUAUAUCAAUAAAUGUUGUCAAUUUGAUACAAUCAAACGUUAAACACGUGAUUCCAUCAACAUAGUUAUGUUCAGAAGCAAAUUUGUUUUUUCAUUGACUUCGCAAUUAGUAAAAAGUAGAUUAAUGAGCAUUCGAGAAAUGAGUGCGGCAAUUAAUGCCGAUUGCGCGAAAUCUCUAUCAUAUAAGGAAUAUGGUGAGCCUGUCGAGGUUCUUCAAAUAACCACUCAGACGUUAGAACAACCAACAAGCGAUCAAGUGUCCGUAAAGUGGUUACUAGCCCCAGUGAACCCAGCUGAUAUAAAUACGAUACAAGGAAAAUAUCCUAGCAGACCCCCGUUACCAGCAAUAGCAGGAAAUGAAGGAGUCGGAGAGAUAGUAGCAAUUGGUUCUAAUGUUAAAACUUUGCGCAUUGGGGAUAAAGUGGUGCCUAAUGGCCCCAAUUUUGGAACAUGGAGAACGCUAGCUAAUUAUAAUUCUAAGGAUGUUUUGAAGAUGCCAAAUGAUAUUGAUCUAGUUGCAGCUAGUAUGAUGAAUGUAAAUCCAUGUACUGCGUACAGAAUGUUGAAAGAUUUCGUUUCACUGAAACCUGGAGAUACUGUGAUACAAAACGGUGGUAACUCUGCAGUUGGUCAAUUGGUCAUUCAAUUGUGCAAAGUAUGGAAUUUCAAGUCUGUCAAUGUUGUUAGAGACAGGCCAAAUAUACAGGAAUUGAAGAAUCAGUUGAUAAGUUUAGGAGCGGAUGAAGUUUUGACCGAAGAUGAAGUUCGAAAAACGCAACUAUUCAAAAGUAAAAAGUUACCCUCACCCAAAUUAGCUCUCAACUGUAUCGGUGGACAAAGUGCACAUGAAGUGCUGAGACAUCUCACACAAGAUGGUAUUAUGGUGACUUACGGAGGCAUGUCUAGAGAGCCAUUGACCGUACCGAUAGCUGCACUUAUUUUUAAAAAUAUAUCGUUGAAAGGAUUUUGGAUGACAGCUUGGACGAACUUAAAUAUGGAAUCCCAGGAGAGAGAGGAUAUGUUCAAGGAUCUGGCAACUCUCUUCAAUGAAAAGAGAUUGCAGGUACCACCGCAUAAAUUGAUACCCUUCUGCGAGUAUCAAGAAGCCAUCGUUAAGGCACUCAGUUUCGACGGUCGGACAGGUGUAAAGUACAUUUUAGACUUGACGAAAUCUUAAAGUUUUUUUUCUAUAUUUGUAUAUAUAGAAUUUGUUUUUUCUACUCUCUCGGAACUUUAUCAAUGCAUUCGAUAGCAUUUAAAAUCAUUACAAUACUCUGUAAUGUACGAGCGUUUUUAUAUGACUUGGGUAAAAGCAGUUUUUCGUAAAAACAGAAAAAUCGCUCUUUGUAUAGAAAGGUAUUUGUUGUUAGCAAAAAUAUCGCAAAGUGUAUAAGUAUGUGGGAAAAAUAUAAGAAAAAUAAUGGUGAUUGAGACAGAUUUCGUCAGUCAAAAUUAUAAAAAUUAUUCAAUCUCAUCGAGGAGAUCAAGCAGAUCCAUGCUGCGUUUCAAGGUCUCCUGUUGCUCGUCCUCGAAAAAGUCCGCGUAUACGUUAUCUAGUUUAGUUUUAUAAUCCUCAUUUAGUUUCGGCUUCUCGUUACUUCCCGCGUUACUACCUGGUUUAGCCUUGUUCCCUUCAGCAUCGAUUUCCUUAUUCGUAUUAUUUACAUUCUCGUCGUCCACGUUCGAUAAUAGAUUAAGCGUGAACGGUCUCUCGUAAUUAGUCUCCUCAGUUCCCAGCUGAACAGCCAGCAUACCUAAUUCCGCUUUUGCACCACAAUCUUUGAAGAACUGCUGACUAUCUCGCCUUCCAGUUCCCGUUACACCAUAUGUCGGCAAAUAUCUAAUACAUAACGAGAUAAUUAUUAUUGACAUGUGCAAUCGAAUAUACUGGAUGCUUUUCUCCUUA